This is a messenger RNA of Cyprinodon variegatus (sheepshead minnow), 1245 nucleotides long. RefSeq names its product mitochondrial import receptor subunit TOM40 homolog. Gene Ontology annotation, biological process: protein import into mitochondrial matrix. NCBI's taxonomy places the organism in Eukaryota, Metazoa, Chordata, Actinopteri, Cyprinodontiformes, Cyprinodontidae. Gene Ontology annotation, molecular function: transmembrane protein transporter activity. Bases 1 to 750 code for a protein of 249 amino acids. The record is from RefSeq and is a predicted model, not a curated record. The transcript has 8 exons. Gene Ontology annotation, cellular component: mitochondrial outer membrane; mitochondrial outer membrane translocase complex.
AUGGGGGUGAAUCACUCUCUGCUGCUCAGCGCCACCGGAGACUCCAGCUACAGGUUUGGAGCGACGUUUGUUGGAUCCAAACAGGCGGGUCCUGCAGAGUUCUUCCCGGUCAUGGUGGGAGACAUGGAUAACAGCGGCAGCCUGAACUCGCAGAUCAUCCAUCAGAUCAGCAGCAGGAUCCGCUCCAAAGUGGCGUUCCAGACGCAGCAGCAGAAGUUUGUGAACUGGCAGGGAGACGCCGAGUUCAAGGGAGAUGACUUCACGGCGGCGGUGACGUUUGGAAACCCCGACGUCCUCGCCGGCUCUGGGAUCGUCAUCGCUCACUACCUGCAGUCCAUAACUCCGGCUCUGGCGCUGGGAGGGGAGCUGGUUUACCACCGCAGGACCGGAGAGGAGGGCGCCGUGGUGUCGCUACUGGGUCGCUACACAGGCGGUAACUCCAUCGCCACGCUGACCCUCGGCUCGACCGGAGCUCACGCGUCGUACUACCACAGAGCCAACGACCAGCUGCAGGUCGGCGUGGAGUUUGAGGCCAGCUCCCGGACGCAGGACUCCAGCGUGACGUUUGGCUACCAGCUCGAUGUUCCCGGAGCUAACCUACAGUUCAAAGGUUCCAUUGACAGUAACUGGGUUGUCGGAGCGACGCUGGAGAAGAAGCUGCUUCCUCUUCCUCUCUCUCUGGUUCUCUGCUCCUUCCUGAACCACCAGAAGAACAAGUUCCAGUGCGGCUUCGGCAUCACUAUUGGUUAGAACCCAGGAGGGACUCGGACUCUAACGGUUCUGCAGCGUCAGCGCCUCAGCCGGUCUGAUCCUGCUGCGUCCGGCUGCUGGUCGUUAGUAGAAGAGGAAGUCGUUAGCAGCUUAAAUCUGAAGGAUGGGCGGAGCUUCAGUCUGAAGGACGGCAGAUAUUCAGUCUUCCUGCUCCGAUUCUCCUUCCUGUAAUUUUUAUUUUAUUUUAUUUUGGUUUCUGAAGGACUUUUAUCUUUUCUUUGAAGUCCUGAACCGUUCCAGCUGCACUAUAUGAACCUCCUGCUCUGAUGUUGGUUCUGUUAAACCCGUUUGGAUCGACUGUUUAUUCCUCCUGCUUCGUGUCAAACAGUCUUAAAGAGUUUAUUUUCCUUUUUUACAAAAUCUUCAGUCUCUCUUCUUUUAGUCGGUGAGAUGAAAACAUCAAAGAAACAUUUGUUCAAAGGUAUAAAGAUUUAAUUAAAGUUUGAAUUAUUUUUAAUCAGAGCAUUAAACAUG